Molecule: messenger RNA, 1581 nt
Organism: Colletotrichum tamarilloi
Lineage: Eukaryota; Fungi; Ascomycota; Sordariomycetes; Glomerellales; Glomerellaceae
Exons: 2
Coding region: 1-1581 (526 amino acids)
Source: RefSeq, a predicted model, not a curated record
AUGAAGUUCUCCGCUGCCACUACUUUGGCUGCCCUUCUGGGCGCCGCCUCGGCCGGCUCCAAGUCCGAUGACAGAACCUUUGCCGUCCUCCGCUUCAACAACAAGCAGCUCGUCAAGACCCGUGUUGAUCCCAUCAUCAACCCCGGAAAGCCCGCGACCCACGUUCACGGCGUCAUGGGAGGAAGCAACUUUGGCAUGUCGGCCACUGGCGAGACUCUAUCCCAGUCCAAGUGCACCAACGCCAUGAUCAACGGCGACAACAGCGCCUACUGGUUCCCGUCUCUUUACUUCCAGGACCCCAAGACCAAGGAGUUUGAGGCUGUCGAUGUUUUCUAUGUCAACGUCUACUACUUCUUCGAUGGCACCGAUGAUGAGAUCAAGGCCUUCCCCAAGGGCCUGCAGAUCUUUAGCGGUAAUUCCUCCGCUCGCGUUGCCCCGUCGUCUGGAGGCAAGGAAAACCUAGAGCCGGCGGACGGCCCCAUCCAGCCUGUUCAGUGGACUUGCCCCAGAUCCAACUACAACCCGCCAUCGUACCCUGCCAACUCUGACGGCACUACCGCCGGCAUCGUCGAUCCCAACAACGACGGCUCCGGAGUCGGCUUCCCCGACCAGAACUGCGACGGCUACGCUUCUCCCCUCCGUGCCGAUGUCCACAUGCCUUCCUGCUACAACCCCAACGCUGCCCUGACUGACUACGAGAGCAUGGCCUGGCCUUCGAACAAGGGUGCGUCGAACAGCCGCCGCAAAAACUGCCCUGCCGGAUGGAUCCACGUUCCUCACAUGUUCUUCGAGGUCUACUGGGACACUCCCAAGUUUGCCAGCCGCUGGACUCCCGGCCAGGGCUCGCAGCCCUUUGUCCUCUCCAACGGUGAUGCCACUGGUUACAGUCUCCACGCCGACUUCAUUGCUGCUUGGGAUGAGACCGUUCUCCAGCAAAUCAUUGACAACUGCAACGCCGGCUCUUCUGGUAUGGACAAGUGCCCUGGUCUCCUCAAGGGCCUCAACACCAACAAGGACUGCACAAUCUCCUCUCCCGUUGACGAAGUUGUCGAUGGUCUCAUGAGCAAGCUUCCCGGCAACAACCUCCUCACCUCCUUCGGUGCUGUCGUCAGCGGUGGCAGCAGCAGCGGCAGCGGUAGCGGCAGUGGUUCUGUUGCCAACCCUUCUGGUUCCUCUGCUUCGUCUGCGGCGACGGCUGCUUCUGCAAAGCCCUCCGCCGUCCAGCCUUCUGCCAGCAAGCCCGCCACCUCUGGCUACGUCAGCCAGGAGGAAGUCCCCAAGACAUCCGCCGUGGUCGCUUCCGAGCUUCCCAUUCAGGUCGCCCCUGAGAAGGCCAGCACCAAGGCUGCCGAGACGUCUGCCGCUGCCGCCGUCCCUACCACCAACGCAGUCGCGCCCAAGCCCUCGGCAUCUGGGUGCUCCCGCAAGACCAGGACCGUCUACAAGACCGUCACCGUCACCUCUCCCGCAGAGGAGUCCAAGGCCGCUGCGACCCCCGCCGGCUCUACCGACAACUACAAGGCCCGUCGCCACGUCCACGAACACGAGCACCUCCACCGCCACCGCAGCAACCGCAAGUAA